AUGUGUGAAAAAGAAAUUAAUAAUAAUAAUAAUAAUAAUGAAUUAACUGAAAAAUCUAAAGAGGAAAUUGAAAAAGAUGAAAUUGAAUACUUGGAAUAUUUAAAAUAUAGGAAAGAAAUUAUUGAUAGUCAUUGUCAUAUUCAUGAAGAUGUUGAACAUUUACAAGAGUCAUGUGAUUUACCAUUUAAAAAGAUAUUACUCAUGGGUACAACAGUUGAAGAUUGGGAUAAAAUUAACCAAUUAGCCGAUAAGAUCAAUGAUGAUAAUAAAAUCAUUAGAUGUUUUGGUAUACAUCCUUGGUUUGUUUAUAAUUAUUUACCACCAACUGAAUUAAUUGGUAAAAUAAAAGAAGGUGAUGGCAGUAAUGAUUCAAUAAUAAUAAGUAUUGACGAAACGUGGAGAAUUAAAAUGAAAGAAUUGUUACUAAAAUAUCCAAAUUCAAUAGUGGGUGAAAUUGGUAUUGACAAGGUGACAAAAGUUAGAUUAAAUGGAUUUAAUAAGAAUGACCAGGAGAGCCAAAUGAGGGUGUUUAGAGACCAGAUUGAGAUAGCCAAUGAAUUGGACAGAUUGGUUAGUUUACAUUGUGUACAACUCCAAGGUCAACUAUUAACAUUCUUCCAAUCACUUGAUAUUGAUAAAUUCCCACCUGCAAUUGCACUACAUACUUUUGGUGGUAAACCUGCUACAGUCGAUCAAUUUUGUAAAAUGGCAUCUGGAAAAGGUGAUAAAUUCUAUUUCGGUCUAUCAUUUAUAAAUUUAACAUUUUCAAAAGUUGAUAAACUCAUUCAAGCAAUUCCUGAUGACAGAUUAUUACUAGAAAGUGAUCAAAAUUCACCAACCCAAGUUGAUCAAUCAUUAUUUAAAUUAAUUCAAAAAAUUUCAAUUUCAAAAAAUUGGACAAUUCAAAAAACAAUUGAACAAACAACUUUAAAUACUUUAAAUUUUCUUUCAAAGCAAAUUAAAAAAUAA
Molecule: messenger RNA, 969 nt
Organism: Dictyostelium discoideum AX4
Lineage: Eukaryota; Evosea; Eumycetozoa; Dictyosteliales; Dictyosteliaceae
Exons: 1
Coding region: 1-969 (322 amino acids)
Molecular function (GO): hydrolase activity, acting on ester bonds
Source: RefSeq, a predicted model, not a curated record